CUUCUUAAUGCUGAACCUUCGCCUUCAAUCCACGCAUGCACUAGUGUCCUCGCUCGUGCUCCGUUGGAUCUGUCUGUUUCAGACCCCUUUCUGCCCUCUGUGCGUCCGCGCAUGCGCACUACCACUGUCCGCGCUCGUGUGGGGCCCGUGAGGAUCCAGCGGGAGUGUUAGCUGUGUAAUGGCGGCUUCGGUGUUGCUCUCCACGGAAAGCGCCGUGCCUUCUUUUACCAUCGGCCAUCCCGCCGGAGUUACGGCGGCGGGAACUACCCAUCACGGAUUAUCCAAUGCUCCUGGACCCGCAUCCUGGAACCGCUCGCUGGAUCGGGCGCUGGACGAGGCGGCGGCCACUGGAGCGCUCAACCUGAGCGGCAGGAAGCUGAAGGAGUUCCCGAGGAGCGCCGCCGGACACGACCUGACCGACACCACCCGGGCCGAUCUGUCACGAAACAGGUUGACGGAGCUGCCGAUGGAGGUGUGCAUGUUUGUGUCACUGGAGAAUUUGAACCUGUACCAGAACUGCCUCCGUUCACUACCAGAGAGUCUGAUCAACCUACAGUCCCUCACCUACCUAAAUAUCAGUCGGAACCAGUUGUCCACUCUCCCCGCUCAUUUGUGCCGACUGCCGCUCAAAGUUCUGAUCGCCUGCAAUAACAAGCUGGUAUCACUGCCGGAGGAUCUGGGCAAACUCAGACAGCUCACUGAACUGGACGUCAGCUGUAAUGAGAUCCAGACACUUCCUCCACAGAUCGGUCAGCUGGAAGCUCUACGUGACCUCAACAUCCGCAGAAACCACCUCGUUCGCCUGCCUCCUGAGUUGGCUGAGCUCCCGUUGGUCCGGCUCGAUUUUUCCUGCAACAAGGUAACGACAAUCCCUGUAUGCUACCGCAAUCUCAGACACCUUCAGAGCAUCAUUCUGGACAACAAUCCUCUGCAGAGCCCACCUGCACAGAUCUGUAUAAAGGGAAAGAUCCAUAUAUUUAAAUAUCUGAACAUGGAGGCAUGUAAAGCAGCAUCAGACCUUCCAGACUACGACAGAAGACCACUGCCGUUCGGAUCCUGUGCAGAGGAUUUGUAUUCCGGUCGGCCGUAUGGAGCUCUGGACUCUGGGUUUAACAGUGUGGACAGCGGAGACAAGAGGUGGUCAGGAAAUGAGCCUUCAGACGAGUUGUCAGACUUGCCUUUGAGAGUGGCAGAAAUCACCAAAGAGCAAAGACAGAGACGAGAUCGAGAAAGAGAACGUGAGGAUCAUCGGACAGGGUCUCACAUCACCAAUGGCACAUUGGAAGCAGAGCUUGAACAGAUAGACUUCAUUGACAGCUGUACAGGGGAUGAUGAUGAGGAGGAUGGACGGAGCCGUAGAGGGACGGAUCCAGUCAGCCUCAGCUCUCAGUUUAUGGCCUACAUUGAAAGACGAAUCACCAGAGAGGGUUCACCUGUGAAGACUAGCCCAUCCAGAGACUUAAGAAAUGAUGACCCAAGACGCCAAACCUCCUUACAUAACCGUGGUGGGUCAGAUACGGCGGUCACGUCUUCAUACACUCAUAACCAGCGGUCUGCUGGUGUGGCGUCAGGUUCUGGUGGUGGUGUGGAGAGAAUAAGACGAGAAGCUCAGCUGGCGGCACUGCGGUACGAGGAAGAGAGACAUAAAACAAGAUCAGUGCAAAGAGAUGUGGUUAUGAAUUACGUCAAGCAUAAAUCAACUCCAAGCCCUACGAAGCUCAGUCCAACAGACAGUGAGAGUCUGUACCCCUCCAGACGGUCCACUCACACUGAUGACUCCGCCCUCUUCAUGAGUGAGUUUGAGCCUCUACUGAUAUUUGAGAUAGACACAGAUACCAACACUAUAAAGAAGAGGCCAGACCCUCACAAACAGUCUCUCUCUGCUGUGCCGCUGGAUGGGUGUGUGUCUCCCACUUUAUCCGUCGCCCCCUCCUGUACGCCGCAGCAAGGUGAAGAUUAUGCCUCGCUGUCACCCACUGCCCUUCAAUCACCCUCUUACCCCAGCCCUGCUGCCCCGUCUCCCUCCCGUGGCCCCAACCAGCGACCUGAGAGUUAUCUGUUCCGCCUGAGUCAGCGAGAGGAGAAAAAAAAAGGAGACACACAGAAGACGGAGCCAGUGGAAGCCACUCCCACACAGUCUCCAGCCCCAACGGGAGAGGAGGCGGUACUGAUAGAGCAGCUGAGGAGGAAUAUCGAGUGUCGACUCAAGGUGUCUUUACCCAGUGAUCUUGGGGCAGCUUUGACUGACGGGGUCGUGUUGUGCCAUCUGGCCAACCACGUGCGUCCCCGAUCCAUACCGAGCAUCCAUGUACCCUCACCGGCAGUGCCCAAACUGACAAUGGCCAAGUGUCGACGAAAUGUGGAGAACUUCCUAGAGGCGUGCCGCAGAAUUGGAGUUCCUCAGGAUAGUUUGUGUUCAGCGGGUGACGUGCUGAAAGGGGAGGUGGUUUGUGUGUUCAGGCUGGUCGAGGCCUUGCUCUCCCUGGCACCGCCUCCCCUUCACUCCGCCCCUUCUACCCAGCUGGCUGGAUUUGCCCUUUUCUACCUGUCAAUCAUGUCGCUGCUAUGUGUUCUCUACUGCCACCUGGUGCCAAGCCUUUAAAUCGCACUUACAUAUUGAUCACUGCACUAAAACAGCCAGUUGUUUGUUUGCGUGCAUAUGAACAGAUUUACACGAUAGCUAGUGUUUAUGCACAUGUUUAUAGUGUUUUCUAGUGCACAUAAUUGAUACUUCGCUAAGCUCUGACCCCUUUGUUGCUUUGUUGCUCGCUCAGGCAAGCUUUAUAAAAUAACGUUCAUGCAAAUUACGGUUACUCAAAGCGUACUCAUAAAGUAAUACAAAUUGAUUGCAUGGUACAAGUAGCCUAUUGUGAAAUGGACUGGAAAUAAUUGGGUUUUAUGCAAAAUAUUUGUGCAAUUUUCUUUUAAAUAAAUUAAAUGACCCUUCAAAAAAAUUGAGGUCUGUAAGAUUUUUAAUUUUUUUGAAAGAAAUCUCUUAUGCUCACCAAGGCUGCAUUUAUUUGAUCAAAUAUACAGUAAUAUUGUUACAAUAUUAUUACAGUUAUAAAGAACUGUUUUCUAUGUGAAUAUAUUUUAGUGAUGCAAAGCUGAAUUUUCAGCAUCAUUACUCCAUCAUUACUCCAGUCUUCAGUCACAUGAUCUCUCAGAAAUCAUUCAAAUAUGCUCAUUUGCUGCUCAAGAAACAUUUCUUAUAAUUAUCAAUGUUGAUUUGUGGAAUCAUAGUCAGGUUGUGGUAUCAAUAUUUUUGUGGAAAUCAUGAUACAUUUUUUUCAGGAUUCUUUGAUGAAUAGACAGCUCAAAAGAACAGCAUUUAUUUGAAAUAUUAUAAACAGUGUUGGGGAAGUUACUUUUAAAAGUAAUGUGCUACAAUAUUGCAUUACUCCCUAAAAAGUAACUAAUUGUGUUACUUUUUAUUGAAAGUAAUGUUACGUUACUUUUGCUGUACUUUUUCUCACCUGGGCAGGGCUUGCUUGUACAAAAGGAUUUAUUUUGGCAAAUAUAAUGGCCCUUUUACACUAAAAGUGAAAUGAAUAAGCCUCAGAUUAAAGGAAAUGCAAAUUCACACCUGUACAGUAGAGGGUGCAGCUCAAACAAACCUUUCAGCUGUGCUGACAUUCUGAAUAAAAAAAUAGGACACAGGAGAAGAAAGUUCAACACCUUAUACUUCAGCAAUAAAAAAAAUAAAAAUACACACGUGAUGUUAACUACAGUAUUUUUUGCUUAUUCGUAUGGUUGAAUUGGAUCAUUAAAGGUCAGCAGCAAAGACCUUGGUUGAGUGAGAUUAAAUACAUAAAGUAUAUCUGUGUUAUUUAACAUUUAAUUACUGCUGGUUUGUGUAAUAUUCUGAGUUUGCAUUUAAUUUUUAUUCAUUUUGAGAAAUACCAUACAUUUUUCUGCAAGUGAGAAGAGUAAAUUCAUGUUCACAUUUAGUCUAGAACUACAAUAACCAUCAUGUUACACAGCGCACACAACGCCUCUGCACUUAAGAUUUUUCUUAACAUGGUGACAGGAGAGAUAUCGGUGAAUAAGUUAGAAAACCAAGUAACUUGCGUUACUUACUUUAAAAAGUGACUUGGAUAUUUUGUUGUAAAUUUAAAUGUAAUGCAUUACUUUACUAGUUACUUGAAAAAAGUAAUCUGAUUACAUAACUCAAGUUACUUGUAAUGUGUAUAAAUGUCUUUACUGUCACUUUUGAUCAAUUUAAUGCAUCCUUUUAAAAAAAAAAUCUUACUGACACCAAAUUUUUGAACAGUAGUGUACAUUAUCGCAGUUAUCUGAAGACAAAUGCCUCAUUUUAUAGUUGAUGAAUGGCAAUAGUUGCUAAGGUUUGGUCAGUGACGUUCUAAGGCGGGGCUUAGCGAAGAGUCAGUUGAGUGUUUAUAUGCGUGUCUGUGUGUAGAGAGAGCACAUUUCCAUAGCAAAAAUCAAAGCUUCAUCAAAAAGCACAAAGAUGGGUGGAUUCCCCCAUUCAGCCUUAAACAAGACGACAAAACAAGCUGCCUGCUCUGUGAACGAGCCCUUUGUGUGUUAGUACUGCUGCACAUUUUCCCAAAGUCCCAAAUGGAUGAGUGUUUUGUGUUUCUGUGAGGUUUUUCGUGAAUGAACUCUCCCUGACGUUCUUGAAAGAAGGAAAUAAGACAUUGUGGAGGAAGCCAAACCAUUAACUCCCCGUUUUAUCCCUUUGUGCCUUACUGUGUGUAUGUCCAUGUCUUCCACCUCACAGUUAACACAAUAGUUCGCCAAAAAUAAAAUUUACUCACACUCAUGUCCUUCCAAACCUGUAUGAGUUGCUUUCUACAAUAAAGCACAGAAGGAGAAAGUUUGCAUACUGUCUGAGCUGCUCUUUUCCAUACAAAUAAAGUGAAUAGGGACGGGAGCCUUCAAGAACCAAAAAUAGCAAAGCAGAAAGCACCAUAGUACAUCCUACCUACUUGCAUAUUAAAAGGAUCUUUCACUUAAAAAUGAAAAUUAAGUCAUUAUUUACUCACCUUGGUGUUAUUCUAAUGCCGUAUGCCACAAAUGGUGAUUUCAAAAAUAUCCUUAUAAUGGCACUGAAUAGCGAUCAGAACCAAGCUUUUAAAAAAAAAAAAAAAAAAGAUGCAAAAGUAUCUCAGAAUGAUCCCAUGCAAAGUUGUAUAUUCCAAAAAGCACACAAGUUGUAAGAAAUUAAUAAAAAUGUGGCAAAAAAAACAAUUCAUGUACUUUUGGUGUAUGUACUUGUACUCUCUGUGGUGAAUAUAUCUGUUGUAUAUCACAACAAGAAGUUAUUGCGUUCACAUCUGUCAGCUGUCAUUCUGACAGUCAUCUGACAACCGAGUUCUGGUCUGAAGAUAUUUACCUCAGUGAAGAAAGUACACAUUUAUUUGGGGGAUUUUUAGGAGUAGUAUGUCAUGUUGUGUUUUUAUUUACCUUGAGUUCUCACAACUUGUGUGCUUUUCCUGGGUGAGUCUGCGUGAACUGCGGCGCUAGUAGUCACGUGCAGUCGUACACAGAAGAUCAGCGGCCAAGGUCAGGAUUUUCUUUAAAUAAUACAUUAAAUUUCAUUUUGUUUUCCACCAAGCCCUAUCAUAUACCCCCCGGGCACUUGGAAUAUAUGGCAUGUGUCCCGUGGGACCAUUCUGUGAUACUUUUGCAUCUUUUUUAAAGCUUGAUGCUGGUCUCUAUUCACUGCCAUUAUAUGGACAAGCACAAGCAGGACAUUUUUAAAAAAAAAUCUUUUUGUGGUCUGAAAAUGAAAGAAGGGCAUAUGGCAUUUGAACAACACCAGGGUGAGUAAAUGAUGACUUAAAUUUCAUUUUUAAGUUCUUUUUGUAGCCUGACAGUCCCUGAACUCAUUUAUUUACAUUCAUGAACAAUAAAUACAUUUGGAGUAAUUUGUGUGUAAAAUGGACCUUUCCAAAAACUCUCCUCCGGAUUCACAAAUGCUUCGGAAAACCUCAGAUUUUAUAGUUAAUCGUGCGUGUUAAUGAAUUCCAAUCAUUUGUAACUAGGGUGCUAAUUCACAAUUAGCAUAAUCCCGCCCACAAAUGACAGAUAAGUAAAUUGCGUGUACUGGAACGCUGUGGGAACUUCUGCACUCCCUUCUCAGGUUUGGCUCCAGUAUAUUACAUAAAUGCAAAAGGAAUUAAUUGGCCAUAUGCCUGUAAAAAUUAAAUUUAAAUGUUCUUGCAGACAAACGCUACUGGUGCACAGAAUCACUGUAAUAUAACACAAAGCAAAAUGGACUAUGUCGCAGUUUUCAAUCAUUUUUUUUUAAUCAAAUUUAUUUUUACAUGUGGUUAAUUGGUUAAGUUUUUUUUUUUUUGUAAUAUGUAAUAAUAAUUUGUAUUAUUAUUAUUAUUAUUAUUAUUAUGGCAAAUGGUGUUGUCAAAUCGGUGUAAUCAGUUUGCAAAAAUAAAUAUAAAAGUAUAAUCUUUUUGUAUGAAUACAAACACUUUCAUGAAUCCGAAAGAAGGUCUUUUCUCAAAAAUGAAUUAUGCUCAUGUUUCAAUGAAUGGCCUCACAUUACGUGGAAAAAAGCAGCAACAACUUUGUUUAACAUCUCCUUUUGUGCAGAAAAUAAAUCAUACAUUUGUAGUGACUUAGGUUGUGUAAAUAAUGUCAGAAUUGUAAUUUUUGGCUGAACUAACCCUUUAAAUUGCUAGAAAACAUCUCGCUAACCGCUCUCAAAACACUACAUUAUCAAAGCAUGUUGUCAGUCUUGCACCAGAACCCAGUUUACUCAAAUAACAGUCCUUAUCAACCAGUAUACCUGUUGUUAAUUAAUAUACAGUGUAAUAUAUUCCUAACACACAUAGGAAAUACAACACCGGUCACAUAGUGUGUGUGAGCGUUUGUGUCUGUCAGAUUUGUGUGCCAUAUUGCCUGAUUUUCCUACAGUCUGACUGUUGUCGUCCUCUGCUUUUCUACAAUAAAAUCUAAACUCAA
Molecule: messenger RNA, 6948 nt
Organism: Ctenopharyngodon idella (grass carp)
Lineage: Eukaryota; Metazoa; Chordata; Actinopteri; Cypriniformes; Xenocyprididae
Gene: lrch3
Product: leucine-rich repeats and calponin homology (CH) domain containing 3
Exons: 22
Coding region: 179-2602 (807 amino acids)
Molecular function (GO): protein binding
Source: RefSeq, a predicted model, not a curated record